Molecule: messenger RNA, 4532 nt
Organism: Hypanus sabinus (Atlantic stingray)
Lineage: Eukaryota; Metazoa; Chordata; Chondrichthyes; Myliobatiformes; Dasyatidae
Exons: 14
Coding region: 309-1577 (422 amino acids)
Molecular function (GO): nucleotide binding
Source: RefSeq, a predicted model, not a curated record
CAAUAACUAGCCACGAAUAAAUAUAUUUCCUCCCGUCUUUUAAAAUAAAAAAAAGGACCUUUGUGCAACUUUCUUUUCCCCUUUUAAUCAUUGAUAGCCUAUAAUUCCAUGACUGCUUGCAGUAUUUCACGCCCGAACCUUGUUUAUCUCACCCCUACCGGGCCGGAGCUGAACCUUGCCCCGUCGCCCUGGUGCUAUGAUCCCGGCCUUGUUUCACGCGUGGCCCUUAAGAAUCCCCAGUGUUGCUACACUAGGAGCGGUGUAGGGGGAACAAAGGCCGCAGGAGUUCGUGGCUUUUAGCAGUGACCAUGCAUCUUCCUGUGAAAGUGCUUAUAAUUGGGGCUGGAAAUCGGGGACAGAUUUAUUCAUCUUUUGCCAAGGAUUUUCCAGAGCGGAUGAAGGUUGUGGGAGUUGCAGACUGCCGCCAGGUUGCCAGACGGAAUUUGCAAAUGAAAUACUCUGUGGCAGAUUAUAAUGUCUUUGAUGAUUGGAGGGGAGCUGCAUCACAGGAGAAGUUUGCAGAUGCAGUGAUCAUAGCAACACCUGACAGACAGCACAAGGAACCAGCAGUGGCAUUUGCAGAAAAAGGCUACCACAUCCUGCUGGAGAAACCCAUGGCUGUGACUGUUGAUGAUUGUAAGGACAUCAUUGCAGCAUGUAAGAAGCACAAUGUGAUGCUUGCCGUUUGUCAUGUCCUGAGGUACUCACCAGCAAUUUUAAAAAUAAAGGAGCUGCUAAGCCAGGGAGUGAUAGGAGAAGUGGUCCACAUCCAACAUCUGGAACCUGUUGGUUUUUAUCACUUUGCACACUCAUUUGUGCGAGGGAACUGGAGAAAUGAGCAGGAGAGCACCUUCUCACUAAUGGCUAAAUCUUGCCAUGACAUUGACAUCAUCAACAGCCUGAUCGAGAAAAGGUGCAUCAAGGUUUCAUCAUUUGGAUCUCUCUCACAUUUUACCAAAGAAAAUAAGCCUCAGGGUGCUGCUUCCAGAUGCUUGAAUUGUGCUGUGGAGCAGAACUGUCCAUAUUCUGCCAAGAAGCUCUACCUGGAAGGUGUCAAGAAUGGUCAUAAAGAAUGGCCUAUCUCAACUAUCUGUGAAGGCGCUGAUGUUGAUAUUGAGUCAGUUACUAAGGCACUUCACGAAGGACCAUAUGGGAGAUGUGUGUACGAAUGUGACAAUGAUGUUGUCACCCAUCAAGUUGUGAAUAUGGAGUUUGAAGGGGGAGUGACAGCAGCUUUCACUAUGGUGGCCUUCACUGAAAAACUGUGUAGCAGGAUUAUAACAGUUUAUGGAACUAAGGGUGAGCUCUCAAGUGAGGGCCAGGAUCCAGUGAAAGUUUUUGACUUUCUUACACAGACAAAGAAAGAAUACCCCUUGGAUUAUUCUAUACUGCAACAAACACGGCUUUCGGGGCACGGUGGAGCAGACUACUACCUUAUGGACAGUUUUAUACAAGCUGUUGCUGAGAAUAAUCCAUCACUGAUCAAGACAGGUCCCGAGGAAACCCUGGCCAGUCACCUGCUGGUCUUUGAUGCAGAGCAUGCUCGAAGAGAAAAUCGCAUUGUCUACUGUAAUUGAGCAGAAUAAUCAACAGCUGAGGUCACUCAACAAGUGGAAGAAAUUUGUGAGGAGUUUUCAGGAAUUAGAACUUGCAAUGCAGAGCUUUAUACAUUCCAGGUAUAACCUGCUGAUCAGUAGCAGUGGGAAGUAAACCAGGUUCAGUAUCAGCUCUAUUCUUCAAGAUAGAUUUUGAAAUCUACUAUUGAUUAGGGGAUGGAAUUGAGUCUCUUAUUAAAAUGCUCAGGUAUAAUGAAGUAUUAAAGGAUAGUUUGUGCAUUAUCAGUGAACAAUAGUCCAAGAUGUAAGUUCUAGUUAUUAGCACCAAUAAUCAGGGAAUGAAUUUCAGGUAUUUGAUUUACUUUCAGAAAUCAACAGAAAAAGAUAGGUCAAUGUAAGACAAUGCUUUAAAUGGAGGUGAGUGUCAAUGAGGCAGGCAGUAAAUUAGUAAGUAAAGGGAGUAAAUGAAUCAGGAAACUAGAUCAAUUCUAUUUGUCACUGAGCAAACUGAAAUCUGCACCAGGAGAAAGGGUGGGUCAGUGUUGUUUGACUUUAUAUUGGUUUGAACAGUACAGUAACUGGAUUUUGUUGUGAAUUAGGUUACUGAACAACAGUUCUAGAAAAGAACAUGAUUUUCUACCAACUGAAUUUAACUGUAAAUAAUUUUCACAAAGUACUUAAUGGCACAGUCAGAUUAAUAUUAAAUAGGAAGGGUUAGAACUGCCCACUGGUUUUAAAUUGGUAGUUUAAAGGGAAUCUACUGGAAUUUGCUUUUAUUUUCCAAUUCAUGCAGGGCUGCUAUGACAGAAUAAGAUUGGUGGGAAAAGUCUGCUAGAAAGAGCUUCCUUAUAGUGGGAACAUGUUGCCUAGACUCUAGACAGUCAAUCUACAUCAAUAACAAAGUGAUACAAGUGUCACCAAGUUUCUUCUAGCUGUGAUUCACCAGUACAUUCAGUUUACAGCUGAACUCCUGAGGCGAGGCAAGGUGUCUGCCUUGACAUCAAAGCAGAUUUGACUGUGGCCUUGGGAGGUCCAAUAAAGCUGAAGUGAUUGGACAUCUUGACACAAAAAAUAGGGAGUAAACUGUACAAUUUUGACCAAUAAAUGAUGAAGGAACACUAGUAUACAGUAUGUCCAACAUGAAGUGUAUGACUAGGGAGAUUUGUAAAAGACGUAACUUCCCUUCUAGUCAUGAAGCCGCAUAUUUUGGGAGAUAAUAUUGAUGAUGCUUAUGUAAGUUAUGAUACAGUAGUAUUGAUCACUGAUUUCUUGAGCUAAAAAUCAACUACAGGGAUGUUUGAAAUGUUUCCAUAUCUAUGUCAUCUCUGCAGGUACCAAACUAGACAAAUACUUUUUGAUGCUGAAACAUUAUGCAAAACUAUUUGGUUGAAGAUUGCUUAGUGAUGAAUCAUGCAGGGUGAUUUUUCUGCAGAGAUGUUUUUACCAUAAUGUAACUGAUUUAUAAAUGUAAGUUGGUGUUACAGAAUCAUCAACCAAAUGCUUUUAACUUCAGACUAGCCCGAAAACAACAUUUAUAUAAUUCCCAUAAUGUAGAAAAAUAUCCCUAACAUCUUUUACAGAGGCAUAAUCUGUCAAAAAUAAAUAGUGGCAUGGAAUUUUAAAAGCACAUAAUAGCUGACUGGUUUGCUCACGUAGACAGCCUUACUGUUUUCUCAAGGAACUGGUAUUUUUUGCCUGAAGCCUGAAACUUCCAGAUAGCCUUUUGCCCUCCUUAUCUGCGAAUUCCGCAUCCGCGAAUUCAACCAACUGCGAAUCACGAAAACCAGGAAGUGCUCUUCCAGCACUUGUUGUUCGAGCAUGUACAGACUUUUUUUCUUGUCAUUAUUCCCUAAACAAUGCAGUAUAACAACCAUUUUACAUAGCAUUUACAUUGUAUUAGGUAUUAUAAGUAAUCUAGAGAUGACUUAAAGUAUACGGGAGGACGUGCAUGGGUUAUCAUGGAUCAGGAUCGAAAAAAAUCGGAAGUUCUCUUACUAAGUAAGUCGGAACAGGUACAUCUGGUAGUAUUUAGUGUAAAUUAGUCAAACAUUUGCAUUCAUAUAUAGUAUAUAUUUUACCUUUCUAUGCAUAUAAAACACUUAAGAACAUAUGUUUCAGCGCCGGGCUCGGGAAGUUCCCGAGUUCAAUCUAGUGACAGAUCACUAUGGAGUGCACUCUCCACCGUGCCGGGUUAAUGUGGAGGAUCAAAACCCAAAACCACCAAAACCCAAUAAUUAAACACUGCAUUGCUUAGUAAUAAUUGUAGCUUUCAUUGGGGCACAGCCUUUCUCACUUUAUCCUUUAAAAUUGUUCCGAUCGUUGACUGACAUAGCCUAACGCUUUUCCAAUGACCAAUGGCAUUUCACUUUUUUCCGAUCGCUUUAUUAUUUCCAUUUUAUUUUCAAUCUUUAUCAUGAUUAUUUUCGUGAACAGAAACACUGCAGAUUCAGAACUUUACUGCUGAGUCCUAAUGUCCACCGCACUGAGACAGGUUAAAUAAGGUCUUGGGUUCUGCUGGGUCCUAAGGUCCACUGCAUUGGUACAGGUUGAAUAAGGGACUUGAGCAUCCAUGAGGGGUCCCGGAACCAAUCCCUCGUGGAUAAGGAGGGUCGACUGUAUCUUCAUGAUCUCAGGCAAACUCAUUGCAGUGCCUGUACUAUACACCAAUAACAGCCGUUCUUAUGGAAUGAAGACAUAAAUAUUGAAUUGACACAGUUACAUUAUUGAUCUCCAGUAAACACAAGUAAUUCUGCAGCUGCUGGAAAUCCAAAGCAACACACACAAAAUGCUGGAGGAACUCAGCAGGUCAGGCAUCACCUAUGAAGUUGAAUAAGCAGUUGAGACCCUUCUUUACCACACGUUACCAUAUUAUAAGUGAUUUAUAAAGGUAAGUUGGUGUUAUUGAGUCAUCAAUCAAAUGCUUUUGAUCUCUGGUGUUGGUUUGUUAUCAUGAAUAUUAAAAAUUACUUGACUUCA